Hordeum vulgare subsp. vulgare (domesticated barley) is the source of this 741-nucleotide messenger RNA. Its product is annotated as E3 ubiquitin-protein ligase RBX1-like. NCBI's taxonomy places the organism in Eukaryota, Viridiplantae, Streptophyta, Magnoliopsida, Poales, Poaceae. The transcript has 5 exons. Gene Ontology annotation, molecular function: cullin family protein binding; ubiquitin protein ligase activity; zinc ion binding. The record is from RefSeq and is a predicted model, not a curated record. The coding region runs from base 101 to 451 and encodes 116 amino acids. Gene Ontology annotation, biological process: ubiquitin-dependent protein catabolic process; protein ubiquitination. Gene Ontology annotation, cellular component: nucleus; cullin-RING ubiquitin ligase complex.
AGGCUCUGUUCCGGUCUCCCGUUUAGCCGUGCCUCCUCCGAUCCUCUUCCUGCCCUCCGCUCCCCUAGGGUUCGCUCGCCCGUCGACAGGUUCGCUCGCGAUGGACCAGGGCGACGUCGCCGUGGCCGUGGCCCCCGGCGCCCCCUCCUCCUCCUGCGCCGGCGCCGGCUGCAAGAAGGGCAAGCGCUUCGAGAUCAAAAAGUGGAACGCCGUCGCGCUCUGGGCCUGGGACAUCGUGGUCGACAACUGCGCCAUCUGCCGCAACCACAUCAUGGACCUCUGCAUCGAGUGCCAGGCGAACCAGGCCAGCGCCACCAGCGAGGAGUGCACCGUCGCUUGGGGAGUUUGCAACCAUGCAUUCCACUUCCACUGCAUCAGCCGUUGGCUCAAGACCCGUCAAGUGUGCCCUCUAGACAACAGCGAGUGGGAGUUCCAGAAGUAUGGUCACUAAGAUGAUCAUGGCCAGGGGCAAAGUUACUUCAUGGUUGUCGUACUUUAGCGCUAUUAGUGAUAACUCCUGGUUAAGAAUAUGAGAUGGGGUGGUUUAUGUUUCUGGAGCUUGGAUUUUUGUUAAGCCACUUGUAUCCUUGUCGCAGCGGGUGCUGUUUAGCAAAUCGUCCCUGUCUUGCAGAAAUUAAGUGUGAAUUUGGUGGGUACUCAGUGCAAUUGUAAUUUUACUACCUUAUGUGGUCGUGCUUUUAUCUUGUUUGCUUUCAACUAAAACAUUGUUUUUCAGCGUCA